Molecule: messenger RNA, 2004 nt
Organism: Leptosia nina
Lineage: Eukaryota; Metazoa; Arthropoda; Insecta; Lepidoptera; Pieridae
Source: the annotation of a GenBank genome assembly
AUGGAUAAAUUAGAAAAAAGUACAGCAGCCGGCAGUAAACGAAUUCAAGUAAAAAAUAAAGAAUUAGAAGACAAACUAUGUAAAUUAAAGAAAGAUCUUACUAAAAUUACAGUUUUCCAAGACUCUGCGUACUGGGACCUGCGUCAAAAGUUGGUACAAGUGGAAGGCAACCAUGAGCGUCUCCAGUUGAACAUGAUCGCGUUGCAAAUGGAACAUGAAAGUGUCUCCAGCCAGUACCAGGAAGAGUUACGUCAACGACCAGAGAUUCUUAAUAAACUUAACAGUACCAGAGCAAUUUCCGAGGUGUUAGAGGAGUCCAUCGAUCGCCUCAAACAGACAGUGUCUAGAUGCAACGCGACCCAAAUAUCUCUGGCUGAAGCUUAUCAGACCGCAGAGAAACGGGUGCUGGAUAUAAAGAAAAAGCAAGAACAGUCUGAUGACAAACAUCAACAAAUUAUUCAUUCGCUUAUCGAAAAAGUCAAUAAGAGCGAAGAACAUCAGUUGCGAUUGGCAAAUGUGUUUAACAUGGCGAAGCAACAGCUUGAACGCGAGCUCACUGCGACUCGAGAACAAUUAAACACCAUUCAAGCUGGAAAAAGAGAGCUUAAACAAACGAUUGCUCAUCUCAAUGAAAAACUCAAUGCUGCCCACUCAGAAAUUCAUCAGAGGGACCAAGCCAUAACAUCGCUCAAUGACAAGGUGCUGCAAAUGAACCAAGAAUGUAUGGUUCAAAUCGAAAGCAGUUCAAAUGCAACAAUGAUAUUGGAAAAGAAUCUUCAGCAAGCGACCGAAGCAAAUGCAGAACUAAAGAACGCUUUAGCUGAAGAAAAGCAGUAUUCUAUAAAUGUCGUCGAUCAGAAAACUUUACUUGAAGAGAAGAUAAGAAAGGUGGAAGAUGAAAAUGCAAUGUGUGCCGAUCAAAUUGUGCAGCUUAAGCAGGAAUUGGAAGAAGCAAACUCUAACAACAAUAUUUAUAAGCAAGAAGUGUCACAAGUUAAGGAAGAGAAUGCAAAACUAGCUGCGGAACUAACCAAGAAGGACGAGCAAGAAAACACUCUCAAAGAUCAAUUAAAUAAAUUGAAUGGACAAAUUCUUGGACUUGAGCAAAUUAAGAAGAAACUGUUCGAAGAUCUGAACAGUUUGGAGGGCGAACGGGAGAAUUAUAUUCAACGCAUCCAAGAAAUUAUCUCGGAGAAGGCUUCCCUGGAUGCGAGACUUGAUGAACUUGAUCAGAAAUAUACGUCUCACAGGGUCUCGACAGACCAGGUCAUCCAGGACUUAACCCAAACAAUCGAAAACAAUAAAAAGGAAUUGGACAUGAAGACCUCAGCAGCGUCAGGGCUUUUGUCUGAUCUUCAAAGCAGCACAGACAACAACAACAAAUUGAAGAGCGCUUUGCAGAAAUGCAAGAAGGAGCUGGAAGAAGAGAAAGACCGGUGCAGGGAGAUGGAGAUAAAGUUUGGAAUGCAAGUUGAGAAUUUGAGUGAAACGAUCAACGAUAAGGAGAGAGAAUUCUCUAAACAAAUGGCCCUCAUUCGGGAUAUGCGUAAUGAAAAAGAACGCCUCUUGGAGAGGAUCAACGAUAUGCAAGUGAAGAUGGACAAUGUCCAGAAGGAACUGACCAGAUGUCCUGAGGUACGCGAGCCCGUCAACGCCGAACGACCGAACGCGGACGAUAGUUUGAUGUAUCCCGCCAAUACCCAGGAUUCAAUGGGAGACGGACAGAGGUCACCGGUGUUGCCUAGCGGCAAAUCCAGGCAAGGCAAGUUUGCAGAGCCGCAGCUGAAUCAACGGGACCAAAUGCAAAGUUUGGUCUCCGUUUUUAGUGACAGUAGCAUCGAAGAAAUAGAUAUUUUCGAAAAAAGACGUCGCAUGAUGUCGCUAUCUCGCGGUAAUCACGGGGACCACAUGAAACUACCCCCGAAGCGCUUUAAGCCAGCAAAUGAAAAGGACAAGCAAACCAAUCCUGACGAUUCACAGGUUAUUAUUUACUUUAUCACAUAA